AUGAAUUCAGCAAACACAAGUCGUUGCAAAAAUACAUCACACAAUACAAAAGCAAUUGAUAUCGUGGUCAAGAAAAUCUCAGUAAAAAAUUUUGAAUUAUUCAAGUCAACCAUAAGUGCCAUUGUCCACGCGCGCUCAGCUCUGCAACCCCUAAGAACCGAAAAACUUUCGUUUCCAGGAAGCUGUCCGUCAAGGCCCAUUUACCACCAACGAAAAGCUAUAUCAUUUUUGGAAUAUGUUUGGAAUGCAGACUUUUUUUUGAAAACACUUUAUUACAAAGUGGAUAAUUUAACUGCCACUUUAAUCCCAGUUGUUGUGAAAGCAAGGUUUAAAUUGUUGCAUAGAAGUAAACCUGAAAAAGCAAAUCGCAGCCACCCAAAGGACUGCAACCAUAAAAUUGUAGCCCAAUUAGCUGAUGAACAUCUACAAUAUAUAUUGUGA
Messenger RNA from Thelazia callipaeda (thelaziosis nematode), 441 nucleotides. NCBI's taxonomy places the organism in Eukaryota, Metazoa, Nematoda, Chromadorea, Rhabditida, Thelaziidae. The record is from the annotation of a GenBank genome assembly.